AGGAGAUUCCCUUUUAUUAGUAACGGUGUAACGGAUAGUUUCCCUUUCAUCUUUCAAAAUCAUUACCCCUCCAGGAAUAGCAUCCCUAACGAUCGAUCCUCACCUCCUUUCUUCAUCUUCAUCGCUCCCCAAGACACUAAGAACUUCUUUUAUCGAUCUUUCUCGCUCUUCUCGUAUAAUUGAGUCCGAAUCCUGGAUUUGAAUCGACAAGCGCGCUGCGUAUCACAUUUAGUUACUGUGAAUUCAACAACAAAAAUCUCGGGCAUAGAUUGUCAGUUCCGGUUCGACCUUCUUCCGGAAAAUGGAUUUGGGUUGUUUUGAAAGUUGCAUCGAAAAGAAGAGAGGCUUUAGCAAUCAGACUCUGUCUCAUUCCGAAUCCUGCAGCCCUACGGCCUCUUUACCAUCCAUUUCCAAACUUGGCAAGAAUAAGACUAUGAAAGAAGGUAUAUAUGCAAGCUUGGUUUCUUUAAACAAAAAUGCAUCACAAAUCAGGAAGCCUCCACAUAGGAAAGCCCCUCCUCUGAAUUGGUUCCCUCGACAAAAGGUUGAUUCUUAUUUGAAGAGGAAGUUAAAAUUACUCCAGGAAGUAGAUGGCAUGAAUUCAACACUAGAUGAAACUUUGGGUGAUUCUAACCCUCAUUAUUCAAGAGUGUUGAGAGAAAAAAUUGCAGUAAGGGAGGCUGCAGAGAAAGCAAUGGAGGCUCGCAAGGCUGCCAUGGUUGAGGCAUCUUGGUGUAGAAUUCUUAAGGCAGCCAGAAUUGAUACUAAACAAGCAGAAGAGCGUUUGAUGAAGGCCGAGAAAACUUCAGAAGAAGCUUUUGAAGCUGCUACUGCAAUUGGAGUGAUAUUAUAUGACACUCCAGAAGCUUCCCAGAAACACUAUAACAUUGAAAUAUCAGCCGAAAAGGCAGGAGGGUCUGCCAUGCACACUGUUAGAACAUCUUUUGAGACUGCAUUUGAGGUGGAUAAACAAGUAGCUUUUGCGGUAAAGUCUGCCCUUAUCAACCUUGCAAAUUGCCCUUCCACAAAUAAAGAUGAAUUUAAGGAACUUCUGCGAAAAAUCAGUCAAAACCCUGAUACAGAUGAAAAUAGUCAAGAAUUUUCUUCAGAAUAUGAUUCUGAUAAUGCAUCUGAGUUGGAGUUUAAGAAGAGGGAGGUUUCUCACAAGUUUAGGAUGACAAAGAUUGUAGAAAUGAUGAUGGAAAGACUGAGGUGUUUAGAAGAAGAUGACCUUGCAUCUCUUGCUACUAUAGUUGCAACUUGUGGGUUAAAUGCUGCUCUCGAAGAGGCUGGAAACCAGAAACUGCAUAGCAAACUGGAACCAGUAUUUCAUCAGAAAUCAAACCCGGAACCACUUCAAAAUGUGGGUGAGACCCCACUUCCAGGCCUGGACAAGUUUUUGGUAAAGCGGAUGACAAGGCUGGAAAGGGAGGUUCUAGAAGCCAAAAUGACAAACAGGAAAGUAGAGAGUGAAGGUAAAAGAUGCCCACCUCCUUAUGCUAAUUCUUCCCAUUCAAGCCAAAAUUAUUCGGAUCUUGGAAGUUCUCUUCUAAAGCCUAUUUCAAAACUUGAGAAGGAAAUUGAAGAAGCAAAAAAGCACUCAGACUCAUUAAUUGGAAGCAUGAGUAAGCCUUCACAUAGAAAACAAGAUUUAAUGGAUGAGAUUCCCAGCCUAGACAAGUUCCUAGUGAAGCAUGUGUCAAAACUUGAAAAAGAGGUGCAAGAAGCAAAAAACAGAAAUAAGAACAGUGACACUUCUUCUGCAUGUGGUAGAGGUGCAGGACUGGGGAAAGAAAACAUUGAGCAGAACAAGAACAUAGUAGAUGCAGAACUUGAAGGAAGUAGUAAAGUGUCCCUGGACAAGGUUUUAGUGAAACCAAUUCACCGUCUGGAGAAGAUGAAAAUGCAAGAUGAAUCGUCUUCAUCAAUAGCUGGUGGUGUCCCGGUGAGAUCUCAGAGGAGAAAGGUCAAUUGUGAUGAUGACAAUGGGCUGGAUAAAAUACUUGUGAAGCAUGUGUCCAAGUUGGAGAAGGAGAAGUUGGCAGCGGCUCUGGAAGUAGUAGAGAAGGAAAAGGUGACAAGUGUGAGAAGGAAGGGAGUGGUACUGAGCAAUGAAGAGGGUAGUAGUUUGGAUCAGGUGUUGGUGAGGAGGGAUAAUAUAUGUAGUAGUAAAUUAGAGGGGGGAAAGAUAGAAGAACUCCAACAAGAAGGAAAUGAUGAACAAAUUAUCAGUAGGCAUUCAGUUUCUAGGAGAGAAGCUAGGGAGAGAGAGAUGCAACAAGCAUGGGGAGGAUUAAGUCUUGGUAAUUCCAUCCGUCCUCAUCUCUCCAGGCUUCAGAGGGAUAAGGCUGCUUGGAUGGAAGCUGAAGAAAAAGAAAGGAGAAAAGCAGCCACAGAGGUGUGAAAUUGAAAGCGCAUUUGACUUUUAGGAUGCAUAGUUGAGGUGACGCUUUACCGAUGUUUGAUCGCCUCUGGUCCAACAGAUUACUAACUCUGUCUACUUACACAAUGAGAAGAAGAAGAAGAUUGGAGUGUCAUUUACUCUAUUCUAUGGUGUAUUUUUUGGUAAAAAGUUACAGGUUAAAGGUUUACCCUUCCACAUUUGGUUAAAAGAUCUAUGAACUAAUGCAGCACUCUAUUACAAAUAAUAUCGAUUGUAAUGCGUUAUGGAGUAGAUACUUAUACAGGUGUUUGCAGACAACAUUGAGUCCUAAGAGUGGAGCGACG
This is a messenger RNA of Cuscuta europaea, 2727 nucleotides long. The record is from the annotation of a GenBank genome assembly. Lineage: Eukaryota; Viridiplantae; Streptophyta; Magnoliopsida; Solanales; Convolvulaceae.